Molecule: messenger RNA, 1149 nt
Organism: Talaromyces atroroseus
Lineage: Eukaryota; Fungi; Ascomycota; Eurotiomycetes; Eurotiales; Trichocomaceae
Exons: 1
Coding region: 1-1149 (382 amino acids)
Biological process (GO): lipid metabolic process
Molecular function (GO): phosphoric diester hydrolase activity
Source: RefSeq, a predicted model, not a curated record
AUGUGGAAGCAAAUCCUCACCAUCGCGGCAUUGACCGCGUCUGUCCAGUCCUCAUCCCUAGCCAAAUUCGCCCUGGAGAAGGUCCUCAACGACGCCUCACCCAUCUUCGGUGACUACGCCAAAGUAACAAAUCACACCGCGGAAUGGAUGAAGUCCUACGCAGACGACACUCUGCUCGUCCACAUGAACAUUCCCGGAACCCACGACAGCGCAACGUGGAACUAUACCCAGGCCACGCAGGACUCGCUUUUGGGUAUCACGGAUCUGAACCAGGUCACUGUCCCGACACCGCUGUCAUUCCGAUGCCAGGAACUCUCGUUGGUCGAUAUGCUGAAUAUGGGGAUUCGGGCCUUUGAUCUGCGAUAUGCGUUCGAUCCCACAAACACUACGAUCAUAUUCUACCAUUCGCAAGCCCUCCUGUCGGAAACGGCUACACUCAACGAUAUCCUUUUUGGAUUCUACCAGUGGCUCGAUGACCAUCCUUCCGAAACCCUGUUCCUGUCUCUCCAGGACGAAGGCUCAACGGCUCUCUACGCAUCCAACGAUGCCGCAGUCCAGCUCGCUCUCUACUCAGCGCUAACCACACCCGCUGCUCGUGCCUACUUUGUGCAGACCAAAGACGAGCUCGGAACACUGGGCCAAGCACGCGGUAAAAUCACACUCUUGCGCCGCUUCGACCUGGAUCAACUGCCCGCUUCGUACACCGACAAUCUUCCCGGAUUACACUUCAGCCCAAGUCUAUGGACUGAUAACAGCCCCGAUAUAGCACUGGUAUACAACACUGCAAAGAAUCUAACCGCUUAUAUUGAGGAUUACUACGAGCCCCUGACACCAUACGGCUCAACUGCUGCUGAGAAUAUUCAAUGGAAAUACAACGCUACCGUCGCAAAUAUUGAAAGAGCUGUGUCCGCCGCUCACAGAGACAGUCUGUUUUGGACCUGGGCUUCGAGUGAGAAUACGGAUACGGUGCCGUAUGUGUGGCCGGUGACUCAGGCGCUUGGUAAUGGGACGAAUUAUACGCCCAAGGGGGGAGUGAAUGAUUUGCUUGUACCGUUUUUAGAGCAACAAAAAGGGAAAAGGGUGGGCAUUGUGAUGUUUGACUUUUUUGAUCAGCCGGGAAAUUUGAUUGAGACAUUUUUGAGUUUGUAA